AUGAGUGCGAAGAAAGCUGUGUUGCAAUUGAGUGUUCACGAGGAGAGAAUCCGGAAGAAGGUGUUUGUGAAAGUUUCACGAUCUCAAGGGGUUACUUCGAUAACAAUGGAUGACAAAACUGGGAAAAUGACAGUAGUUGGAGAAGUUGAUGUACCGGUUCUCGUGAUGAAGCUAAGGAAACUGUGUAAUGCAGAAAUUGUAUCGGUUGAAGUUGUUAAACCACCUGAGAAAAAGCCUGAACCGGCAAAACCGGCUCCAGCUAAACCUGCUCCACCUAAACCGGCUGAUAUUGUUGCCUUUCCGGUUACCCAUAUGAACUACCCGUACCAAUAUCAAUAUUCCUAUGCGAGUUCGUACUACCAACCAAACGGGAAUUCUAGAGUUGUGGUGGAGGAACCAAAUACUUGUGUGCUUAUGUGA
Eruca vesicaria subsp. sativa (arugula) is the source of this 420-nucleotide messenger RNA. The record is from the annotation of a GenBank genome assembly. NCBI's taxonomy places the organism in Eukaryota, Viridiplantae, Streptophyta, Magnoliopsida, Brassicales, Brassicaceae.